AUGUCGGUUAUACAGCUCGACGAGCUUGUGUCAUAUCAGUUGCGGACGAGCUACCUCAAUGAAAUCGCCGACGGCGUCGGAGAGCGCCUUCUCACGAUAAAUGACGGCUUUCUCAACUCCGCGCCGUUCAAGGCGGCGGGAUGGCGGCCCAACUCGUCGCACACCAAACGGACGCAUUCGCCCCCGAUCCCGACGGCCAUCGCCUCCGAAUACUUCCAGGCCCCCCGCCAGGUCGGACACACGCUCGAGGAUGGCGAGGAGGACGGCGGCAUGUUGACGGGUGGCGGUGCCGACACGAUGGGCCCGGGCAUGGCGAUUAAGAGGCGCAGGCGCCGGGAGCAGAUGGAGGAAGACGACAGCAGCGACCUGAGCGACGAGAGCGACGAAGAGCACGAGCAGCGAGCCGCCCAGCAGAUAAAGUUUUCGAAGAUGCCGGUUCGGCAGCGCGCUGGCUCGUCGCCCAUCCAGUCGUCGCAUCUUAAGCAGCAGCAGACGUCGCCCCGGAUGCCGCGCCGAGGCUCGCAGUCUGCGCUGGAGACGGUCCGGGAGAGACCACGGCGCGACACCGUCACCAGCAGCGAGAUUUCGUCGGAGAACGAGUUCGACCUGCCUGCGGCGCAUCGCCAUCGAGAGGCGGCGCGCGCGGCGGCCAAGGCCGUGCGGCUGCAAGAGAAGAUCAACGAGGAGCCGACGCCCGGGUUGCAGAGGACGGACACGACGCUGCUGCCCGAGGAGGAGGAAGAGGACGACUCGGAUGAGGGCUCGGAAAUGUCAGGAGACUACGUCGGGAGCAUAGACUCGGCGUCGAUCCUGGAAGGCGUGGAGAAUCCCAUCAACCCGUCGCCUACACAACCCGUCAUUGGAACACCACCCAAGAACUUUACACGACAGUCUACGAUUCGAAGGUCCAAUGCACCACCGAAGCCCGUGGUUUUGGAAGCAUUACCUCCGCCGCGCCCCAUGAGCACCAUCCGGCCGAUGAGUGUGGUUCAACCGCAGAGCUUACUCUCGGCGGCGCUCAAGGCCAAGCAGCACAAGUCAUCAGUGCCGUUCCAAAAGUUUGCACACUUUAGCGGCCAGGGGACGCAAGGCUCUAUCAAUGUUCGCAUCUACGCUCCCUUCUCCAAGACGCCGGGCAAGCCCUACGAGGUGCUCAUCCGGCCACGCGUCCAGGACGGGCAGAACGCGGAGCGGGUAGUGACGGUGGCGGAUCUCAUCGGCCUCAGCCUCUACAGGUACAACGAGGAGAAAAGGGAGCCACAGAUCCCUUCCAAGAAGUUCAACAUCAACUGGUGGACACUACGAAUGGUGGAGGAAGGGGGCGAGGUGGACGACGACUUUCCCCCUUUUGAGAGAACGAAGCCCCUCAGCGCGUUCACGACGGUCAACAAUGCCAGCGCCCGUGGAGGUGGGAGGCUACGGUCCAACUCCUCGGCGUUUGACGAAUUCGCCCUGGUGCCGGCCACCGAGGACGAGUUCGAAGAGAAUAAGGCGCUCACGCCGCAAGAGGACGGUGGCGAGGAGGACGAGGCGCAGCAGGUGCCGCGUACGAGCCAAGACGGCGACGCUACCGCGCGGAACGCGCCGACGCCAGCGGCGAACCUGUCGACGGCCGAUGCGCAGGCUCGUCCGCGGCAGAAUCCAAUCGUCUUCACGACGUACAGGUCAAACACGCCGCUCGCCGACGCACCACAGGCGCGGGCGGCGACGCCCAAUAUGGCGCGGGGCCAGCACAAGCUGCUGCGGAUCCACAUCAUGUCGGCGGACACGACGCCGGGGCAAAUGGUGACGGUGGACGUGACGACGGACACGUACCUGGCGGAGGUGCUGGACUUGGUGUGUCGGAAGCGGCAGCUCGACAAGGCCAACCACGUGCUCAAGCUGCCGGGGUCCGGGGCGGUGGUGAUGAUUGACCGGCCAGUGUCGUCGAUCGGCAACGUGUCGGACCUGGAGCUGUACCGGAGGCGGUUUGCGACGGACGGCCCGCUGAGCAUGACGGGCUCUCCGAGCAGCGCGUCGCCCAAGUCGGUGCCGCUGGGAGACAACGCCGGGUCGGGCGGGCGGCGGGCCAAGCUCAAGGCGCAGAUGCUGGGGCCGCACCCGCUGGCACGGGAGGCGCUCAAGCAGGACGAGCUGGCGAGCGCCAACCACAAGAAGUACACGGUGUGGCGGAAGCAGCCGAUGCGCAUCGUGGGCAUGAGCGAGCGGAUCCUGGUGAUUGACGGCGAGUACAUCCACAUCGUGCCGGCGUCGGGGGGCAAGGCGGUGCACGACGGCAGCGGGAAGACGACGACGGUUCACUUUAGCAACGUGAUCGGGUGCAAGGUGCCGCGGAAGCACCCGACCAACGUCAAGCUCGUCAUCUACAAGGCCACGGAGAGCAAGCGGUAUGACUUUGAGGCUCGAGGCGCAGACGAGGCGGCGGAGAUUGUGGCGGAGCUCAAGAAGGGCAUCUCGCCGUACCGCGAGGUGUGA
Messenger RNA from Purpureocillium lilacinum, 2475 nucleotides. RefSeq lists its product as uncharacterized. Gene Ontology annotation, cellular component: TORC2 complex; cytoplasm; plasma membrane. Gene Ontology annotation, biological process: TORC2 signaling. NCBI's taxonomy places the organism in Eukaryota, Fungi, Ascomycota, Sordariomycetes, Hypocreales, Ophiocordycipitaceae. Gene Ontology annotation, molecular function: phosphatidylinositol-4,5-bisphosphate binding. The record is from RefSeq and is a predicted model, not a curated record.